AUUGCCAGCCCAUGAUUUUCCCAAUAAUAUCUCAAUGGCAUCCGGAAGCUAAGCUGCCUCCCUACCAGAUCUCAAAUGCUGCAUACUCUCCCUUUGAAAACCUAAGCAGUCGCUUAACCUAGCUCUCGCUUGCCAUGGCCUCACGGCGGAUCCUCGCUUCCUUACUUCGCGCUUCCUCUCGCCGUUUCUCAUCUCCCAAAUCCUCCUUCCCCAAUCCCAGACCUCCCAUUCCAUCUCCGAUCUCUCGCCCUUCACCCACUGGUUUCCUCCUCUCCCGCGCCGUCGAGUUUGCUACCGCCGCCGCUGCGCCUGCGCCUUCCCCACCAUCGCCCGCCAAAGCUUCGGGUGGUCCCAGUGGCAAGGUCACAGAUGAGUUUACUGGCGCUGGCGCUGUCGGCCGUGUAUGCCAAGUGAUCGGAGCCGUCGUUGACGUGCGGUUUGAUGAAGGACUACCGCCGAUCCUGACUGCUCUCGAGGUGCUGGACAACCAAAUCCGCCUUGUCUUGGAGGUGGCACAGCACUUGGGUGAGAAGAUGGUGAGGACGAUCGCUAUGGACGGAACAGAGGGGCUUGUGCGGGGACAGAGGGUGUUGAACACCGGAUCACCGAUUACCGUACCUGUGGGUAGGUCUACCCUUGGCCGCAUCAUGAAUGUUAUUGGAGAGCCUAUUGAUGAGAGGGGAGAAAUAAAGACCAAUCACUUCCUUCCUAUCCAUCGCGAGGCUCCUGCCUUUGUUGAUCAAGCAACAGAGCAGCAAAUCCUUGUUACUGGUAUCAAGGUUGUUGAUCUUCUUGCACCUUAUCAGAGGGGUGGUAAGAUAGGCCUAUUUGGUGGUGCUGGUGUGGGGAAAACUGUCCUUAUCAUGGAACUUAUUAAUAAUGUUGCUAAAGCUCAUGGUGGGUUUUCUGUCUUUGCUGGCGUUGGAGAACGAACUCGCGAAGGCAAUGACUUGUACCGGGAAAUGAUUGAAAGUGGUGUGAUUAAGCUUGGUGAUAAGCAAGAUGAGAGCAAGUGUGCUCUUGUUUAUGGGCAAAUGAAUGAGCCACCAGGUGCUCGUGCUCGUGUUGGGCUUACUGGACUUACUGUGGCUGAGUAUUUCCGUGAUGCUGAAGGGCAAGAUGUGCUGCUCUUCAUUGAUAAUAUUUUCCGGUUCACUCAGGCAAAUUCUGAGGUGUCUGCCUUGCUUGGUCGUAUUCCAUCUGCUGUUGGCUACCAACCGACUCUAGCUACUGACCUUGGAGGAUUACAAGAGCGCAUCACAACAACAAAGAAGGGCUCUAUUACUUCUGUGCAAGCUAUUUAUGUCCCUGCUGAUGACUUGACAGAUCCAGCACCAGCUACCACUUUUGCACAUCUUGAUGCCACAACUGUGUUGUCAAGACAGAUCUCUGAACUUGGUAUCUAUCCUGCUGUUGAUCCGCUUGAUUCCACAUCGAGAAUGCUUUCUCCCCAUGUCUUAGGAGAAGAGCACUACAACACUGCUCGUGGUGUUCAGAAGGUUCUUCAAAACUAUAAGAACCUUCAAGAUAUCAUUGCAAUUCUUGGAAUGGAUGAGCUCAGUGAAGAUGAUAAGCUUACUGUUGCUCGUGCUCGUAAGAUCCAGCGUUUCCUGAGCCAGCCUUUCCAUGUUGCUGAAGUUUUCACUGGUGCACCUGGAAAGUAUGUGGACUUGAAGGAGUGUAUCAGUAGUUUUCAGGGUGUUCUUGACGGUAAAUAUGAUGAUCUACCUGAGCAGUCAUUUUACAUGGUGGGCGGUAUUGAAGAGGUCAUUGCCAAGGCUGAGAAGAUUUCCAAGGAGUCAAGUUCCUAAGAAAGAACCUUCAAUCUUUUUAAUAAUUGUUUGAUGUUUUGUAGUGUCUUGCUUCUGGGGAACACAAUUUUUUAAGUCAAUUGUGCUGAAGUAGAAUUCAUUUACGAUGAUGGCAUAUUUCUGUAGCUUCUUAGAAGAUUGCUGCAGGUACCCCACCCAUAGGGCUUUCUUUUGCCCAAUAAUAGUACUGACAUUUGUUUGAAUUCUUGCAUGUGGAUUCCAACGAUGUCAAUUGUACCAGAGAAUUUUCUUUUCCGUGAACAAUUGACUAUUCUCUUGUUUGAAAAUGUUGGGAUAUGCUAACUCUUUAUCGUCUGCAAUGUCUGCUUUAGAUC
Molecule: messenger RNA, 2146 nt
Organism: Dendrobium catenatum
Lineage: Eukaryota; Viridiplantae; Streptophyta; Magnoliopsida; Asparagales; Orchidaceae
Product: ATP synthase subunit beta, mitochondrial
Exons: 9
Coding region: 135-1811 (558 amino acids)
Biological process (GO): proton motive force-driven mitochondrial ATP synthesis; proton transmembrane transport
Molecular function (GO): ATP binding; ATP hydrolysis activity; proton-transporting ATP synthase activity, rotational mechanism
Source: RefSeq, a predicted model, not a curated record